AUGGCUCGAGAACCGAAGCAUCUCCUUGCUCUCCUCCUCUGCCUAAUGUUCGCCCAAGGCAGCAGUGUGUGCCUGCGCUGCAUGAACGACCACGUCGUCGUCAGUCAGCGGGUGGACGACCACGGCGAGGACGUCGGCGGCGGCGGCGGCGGCGUAGUGCAGACGUCGACGCUGUACAUGUUCAAGGUGACGGUGACGAACCGGUGCUGCUGCGAGGUGAGGAGCGUCGUCGUGGCGGCGCCGGGGUUCCAGAGCGCUAUCCCGAUCGACCCCAAGCUGUUCCGGCCGAACUCCGGCGAAGGGGAGACGGACUACCUCGUCGGCGACGGCGGGACGAUCCCGGUGAAGGGAAACGUCACCUUCGCCUACACCUGGAGCACCGUCUUCAGGAUGGAUGUCGUCUCCAUGACUGUAUUUCGCUGCUUGUAG
Molecule: messenger RNA, 429 nt
Organism: Oryza brachyantha (malo sina)
Lineage: Eukaryota; Viridiplantae; Streptophyta; Magnoliopsida; Poales; Poaceae
Exons: 2
Coding region: 1-429 (142 amino acids)
Biological process (GO): cell fate determination
Source: RefSeq, a predicted model, not a curated record